GUGCUGUCUGCUACAGACAAAGCAACAUCUACGCGAAGUUCCUUCGAGUUCGUCAACAUCUCAGCAUUCUUUGAGCUGCGCUUCCAGUUUCAAAUUCCAGUUCUUAAAAGUUUGGUCACGAGUGCCAAGUUAUCAUGUCAUCCUACGCCAGUCCUGACCCCUCCAGCGACCACGGUGGCUACUAUGACGAUAACCAAGUAGACUCGUACGACAACUGGAACUACGAUGACGAUAGCUACGACAAGAACUCGGGAGUUUGGGACUCCACGAAAAAUGGCGGUGAAAUUGCCGGCAUCACCAUCGCUGCCAUUGUCGUACCGGCGAUCAUAGUGGCCAUUAUCCUGGCCAUAGUGAUCGCCAUCUGGGUGGAGCUGAAGAACUUCGAAAAAGCCGUGAACCAGGGCACCAACAGGGGCACUACCGGAGGGUGGCUGCACUCCAUCUCCAGGGUCAUCAAUGACAUAGACUCCGACGCCAUCUUGAGGAGAAUGUUCCCGGGAGGUUUCGCCAGCGUGCUGCAGAGCAUCGAGGACGCCUACACGAGCUACCGGGGCUUCAACUCCCCAGCCCAGAAAAACUCAACCAAAACAAACCUAAACAAAAGAAAAAUAAAGUUUGAGAAUGUAUUCUCCAGUAACAAGUGACUGCGAAUCACGAGCAGCUUUCGCAAAUGCUGAAAGCUAGUGUUGAAUUCUACUAAACAGUGACAGAUUUUCUGAGCCUAAGCUUUCAGCUUGAAUAGGAGCAUUCAAGUACUUAAAGAAGAGGUUCAAUUUAUGCAAAUAUUUCUCGGUGAACAACAAAAGUCAUAAAACUUGUCAGAAAAAAUCAAUGCUUCCAUGUUCAUACCUUUAAUACAUAUUUUUUGCUAUUUGCAGCCAAAGUCCAUUUUUAGGGAGCUUGCAGAAAAGAAUAUCUUUCACCAUGGCCAUGCUAUAUGAUGCUAUAUGAUUCCAGCGACUAUGAUGAUUUGGCUAUGCUGAUUAAAGUGCGUCAAUAGCCGAACUGAAUCACUUCAGAUGGAGUUGUCCAAUUCAUGAGAUAUGGUGAUGAAUAGUGAAGGUUCUAACUUAUUUAUAAAUUAAAUACUUGUCAAGAAAUGGUUUACGUGCGCGCUUCCAUUGUUUAUUAAUUGUAAAUGAUAUCAUAAUUCACGCCCGUUUUUUGUUCUGGAAUUGUCAUACGGCAAUUUCCUGAAAUAGAUAAGUUUAAAACUUUGAUACAAUACACAUUUGACGAAUUUUAUUCCCUCUACGCUGAAUGAAGAAUUUUCCACAUUGCUUGCUAUAGUGGACACUAUAGCAAGCAAUCUGAAAAGAUUACUUGCCUGAAACCCAUAUAUUUCAUAAUUAGAUUACACCUACUCUGGAUAAUUAAUUCUAUAGAAUAAUUGUUUAAGUUGUUACUAGAUAUGAAUUAUCACUUAUUUGAGAGCUUUAAGAAUUUGAACUCAACAUCUGUUAAUCACGGGUCACUCAAUAAUAUUAAGUGAGAUCAUAUGAGCGCAAGCUUUGUGCUUAUAUUCAGAGCAUUAAAAUUAAUAAUGACUUUCAAUCACUUGUUAUGUAUCUCUAAUAUUUAUUGUUAUUUAAAUAUUAUCUUAUCAAAUACUGCUAUGCAAUGACGCAUCGCACUUUGUAGUAAGACUGUUUGACCAAUAAUAAAAUGGUACAUCGCUUCUAAGUUGGUCAAAAAUUUAGUGUUAAUAAAUAUUUGGUUUGCUAACGAUUUCUCUAUUUAAAAACAACGAAUAAGGAGAAGUGUUUUUUUUUU
Hyalella azteca is the source of this 1773-nucleotide messenger RNA. RefSeq lists its product as uncharacterized. Lineage: Eukaryota; Metazoa; Arthropoda; Malacostraca; Amphipoda; Hyalellidae. The record is from RefSeq and is a predicted model, not a curated record. Bases 135 to 644 code for a protein of 169 amino acids. The transcript has 3 exons.